AUGGCCGCCCAAAGUUUUCUUGUACAAAAUCUUGUCCUACAACAGCGUAGCCACCCCCACUUAUUCCACCACCACCACCACCACCGCCGCCACCCUCCUCCUCCUCAAUUCCGGCCGUCUCAAACCGUUAACUUAAAAAACAUCCCAACAAAAACUUUCAAAAAUCUCAUCGUCGAAUCCUUUUCGCUAAACAACAACAAUGUCAAUCGAAGAAGCAACAACGGCGAUUCCAAUCAAGAUAUUAACUACAAGAUUAAAUUUCCAAAUUUGGAAACUAAACAAAACCCUAAACGGGCGGUCGAAGCGGUGUCCGAAACCCUAAUAAACGCCGUCAAAGCACUGCGAAAACCGGCCGCAGCAGCAGCUGCUGUGAUUCUACUAGGGUUACUGCUGUCCGUAAACCCUAAUAAUAAUCACGCACUCGCAGCCAGUGGAAAUUCUUCGUCACGCUAUUCAUCGUCAACCUCCUUAGCGGCACCACCACCAUCGUCACCUCCAAGUACAUACGAUGUUAUGAAGUUUAUUGUUGUUAGUCUUAUGUUUUUAGUCUUGGUCGGUGCUGCGUAUGUUUGGGUCGAAGUUUGGUGUUACAUUAAUAAGGAGAGUGUAACCGUGGUUAAACUGCAGGUUGGGUUAUUAGGGUUAGGGAGAUCGCUCCAGAAGGAUAUUAACCGGAUUGCCGAACCUGUAGAUGUAUCCACCUCCGAGGGCUUACACUACAUAUUGACCGAAUUGGUUGUGGCAUUGCUUCGAUAUCCUGAGAAUUGCGCCUCCGCCUUUUUAACAAUUGAUCAGGAGUGGGACAGCGAAAGUGCGCAACAAAAAAUUUAUCAACAUUCUAUGGAAGAACGCGUUAAGUUUGACGAGGAGAAACUUGUCAACGUCAACAACAUAAAAAGGCAAAGCCCGAUAACAACCACGACAUCAAGUGGAUUUAGCAACGAUUACAUAGUGUUAACAAUCUUGGUGAAGGCUCAAGGAGUACUACAGUUGCCGCGUAUAAAAAAUAGUAACAAUUUGAAAGAAGUUCUACGGAAGCUGGCGUACCUCCCAAUUUCUAAAAUUUUGGAAGUUAAGAUUAUAUGGAACCCGCAGAUUGAAGACGACACUCUAUCAGAAGAGGAACUUAUUAGAAAUUACCCAUUAUUGCGGCCUCUUCAAUAA
Molecule: messenger RNA, 1164 nt
Organism: Erythranthe guttata (spotted monkey flower)
Lineage: Eukaryota; Viridiplantae; Streptophyta; Magnoliopsida; Lamiales; Phrymaceae
Cellular component (GO): chloroplast
Source: RefSeq, a predicted model, not a curated record